GCGGAGGUCCGAGAGUUGCGUCCGUCUUGCAGCGGCAAUUCCGACUCGUCCACCCACCGCGGCAACCGAUUCGUGGGAUUCGUCCGGUCCGGACACCAACUUGUCGGGACAAGCAUAUCGACUCGCUGGGAGACGAUCAGAACGGCCAUUGGUCUGAGACGAAACCUCGUGGAGGCGGUGUCGCGAGGUGGUCAGUUGGUGCAUGGUUUGAGUUGCCAUGCUGACAAAUUGUUGUCACGCGAUUUGAAGAGGAAACGUGUCCGUUUCUCAGAUCGCCUGCUGAUUCGCCGUUUUUUGCCGACUCCAACCUCUUCUUUGUCCGUUGACUCGGACAGCUCGACACGUAGUCUCUCCGGUUACAUGUUCAAAGCGAUGAGACGCUUUCGUGCCAACCCCGACGACUGGAUGGAGGCGUCAAGCCGACGUCGGGCCCAUUCAGACGCAAUGCGAAGCUGGACGACGCCGAGUCUGCAUAUCAACUGUUUCCAAGGGACGACCGACAAAGGUCCAAAACAGGAUCAGCAGGAAGAGGAGAAAGAGGAGCAGGAGGAGCAGGAGAGAGAGGAGGAAGAAGAAGGGGAAGAGGAGAAGGAGGAGGAGGGGAAAGAGGAGGAGGAGGAGGAGGAGGAGGAGGCGGGCGGUGUCUGGUACGUGGAGAGUGUGUACAGUCUGACGGUGGUUUCCGGGGUCUACUUUGAGGAGCUGGCUCCCUUGUUGGCCGGCCAACCCAGUCUCGAGGUGUCCGGUCGUCAUCCGUUAUCGUCGGGUGUCAACUCGGCAGACGAGGCGGAGCAUGCUCGCCUGGCGUUGCCGGGGCUCGAGGCAAGGCAGAUGUUCGCGUCGCGUCCUGCCCCCUGGUCCGAGAUGAGGAGGUCUCGAGGUCUCGACGUCGGCGCCAUCGGAGCCAUCGACAAUUGUGUCCGUGGUCUGGCGGGUCGACUGAUGCGUAAAGCCGACAGUGAACCGGAAAUGCGUGUUGCCGCCUCCGUGGCUCGUCUCGGCCUGCCCGACUGGCUUGAAGUGGGCUUGGUCGACUUUUACACCAGCCUUGGCUUGGACGAAGAAUCACUGGCCGGCUCCGUCCAACUGACCGCAGCCCUGACAGCGGCGAGUGUGCUUGUUGAGGAUUUGGCUCUGGUACAGGGCGGUGAUGCUCGUCUCCAGCUGGAGGUGGGCAAACCGUUGCCUCGGUUCCCCUCGGCCGGUCGGUACCGCCUGCAGGCCCAGAGCCAGGAGCAGGCAAAUGCACAAAUCUCUACAGCCGGACGACGACAGUGA
Molecule: messenger RNA, 1278 nt
Organism: Protopolystoma xenopodis
Lineage: Eukaryota; Metazoa; Platyhelminthes; Monogenea; Polystomatidea; Polystomatidae
Source: the annotation of a GenBank genome assembly